Molecule: messenger RNA, 5913 nt
Organism: Chelonia mydas (Green sea turtle)
Lineage: Eukaryota; Metazoa; Chordata; Testudines; Cheloniidae
Gene: ERCC1
Product: ERCC excision repair 1, endonuclease non-catalytic subunit
Exons: 11
Coding region: 1718-2680 (320 amino acids)
Biological process (GO): nucleotide-excision repair; UV-damage excision repair; mitotic recombination
Cellular component (GO): nucleus; nucleotide-excision repair factor 1 complex; ERCC4-ERCC1 complex
Molecular function (GO): damaged DNA binding; single-stranded DNA binding
Source: RefSeq, a predicted model, not a curated record
AACAUGGCUGGGGCUGGGGCAAGGGAAGCGUCGCUCCGCUUCCUGCUGAUGAUGAGUGCGGGGGGUGAUCCUUUCCCUGCACUCGCUGGCGGCAGGAAGCGGAGCGCCAUGGCUGGGAUUUGGCAGAGUAGAGUGGUCUGGGUUGCUCCACUUCCUGCCACUGCUGUUUCUUUCAGGCAUCUCUUUGGGGUGGAGAGGCCAUCUCUUGAGCCAGCUGAAGACAAAAUGGAGGGGUUUCCAGGGCCUUUUAUAGUCUCUCUCUUGUUGCCGGAAACCCCUUUGUUCUUCUGUGCAAAGUCAAAGCAACAAGAUGGAGUUUGUAGCCACCUGGCAAGUCACCUGUCCGUGAAUGAUUCAACUUUUUGCAGGCCGAUGCAAUUGUUUACAUGUUAGUUUGAACAUUCCCAGGAAAGCUCAGAUGUGGAUUGGCAUCUUCCAAAGUCCAUUGUCAGUUAAGUGUUUCUUGAUUUGGCACUUACUGAGAAUAGUCCUUUCUCAAGAAGCUGACCAAAUGCUUCACUUAGGCUAGUUAGAAUCAAACACAUUGAGAUACAAGUACAUAGUCAAUAUUCAUAACUUCAGAUACAAAAAUGAUACAUACCAGCAGCAUAAUCGUAACCAGCAAACUACCACCUUUCCAUAGACACCCCAUUUGACCUCCUCUGUAUAAGACCUGGUGCAACCAUAGGACCCUGGUUGCAAUAAUGAUCUGAACGGUCACAGUUCAUGUCCGUUAUGUCACAGGAGGUUCCAAAGAGGCUGGAGCUCGGCUGUUCUCAGCGGUGGCAGAUGACAGAACAAGGAGCAAUGGUCUCAAAUUGCAGUGGGGGAGGUCUAGGUUGGAUAUUAGGAAACACUAUUUCACUAGGAGGGUGGUGAAACACUGGAAUGCGUUACCUAGGGAGAUGGUGGAAUCUCCAUCCUUAGAGGUUUUUAAGGUCAGGCUUGACAGAGCCCUGGCUGGGAUGAUUUAGGUGGGGUUGGUCCUGCUUUGAGCAGGGGGUUGGACUAGGUGACCUCCCGAGGUCUCUCCCAGCCCUAAUCUUCUAUGAAAUGUAUUAUUUUAAUAAUUUUAAUGUGUAACACUGUUACGUGCAGCAAAACUAGAACCUAGCAAUCAAAAAGGGGUAGGGGGAGUGGGACCUGCCAAGCAGCAUCUCGCCCCCUCCCCCGCCCCGGCAAGGAGCUCAGUGGCCUUCUGCGCACUAAUCCCACCAGUAAUCUGGGGCCCCAGCCUCCCCCACACCAUAGAGUCCGGAGGACCCGACGCUAGUCAGGCCCCAAUGAGCCCAUCUCGACGCCUCCUCCAGCUUCUCGCUACCACAGAGCCCGAGCAGUCCCGAGCUCCACACCAUAGAGUCCGGAGGACCCGAGGCUAGACAGGCCCCAGUGAGCUCAUCUCGCUUCUCGCUACCAAAGAGUCCCGGCGGCCCCGCGGGUAGAGCGGCCAGCGGGGGAAGCCGCUCCCUCUGGUCUCCACACCCAUAGAGUCUGGAGGCGCGGCGGAGCUGCUGUCCUCCCUGCGGGCCAGCGCUGGACACCACAGAGACCCGCGGGGCUGCGGCCAACUCCCAGCUCGCGCUCAACGGGGGAACCCCUCCGCUCUUUCCUUCCUUGGGGGACGCGUCACGUGAUGCUGGCCGCUGGGUGAGGCUGGUCCCUGCUGGUAUCUGCUCUGGACUCUCCCCAGGAAUCACUCCAGGCUGGGUUCUGAAGGAUGGAGCCCACGGAAGCAGCCCAGGCCCCUGAGGGGAGGAAGAGAUUCACCGUGCAGUCACAGGACCCUGAACAUACCAUGGUGAGACCCCUCUUCAAAUCUUCUUGCUCUGCAGCAGAGCCCAGGGCCCCUGCCCUGCCUGGGGCCACCUCCUAUGCUGAAUACGUCGUCACACAGGUCUCUGUGUCCUCGGCCUCCAUGCCAGUCUCCCCGCCUGCCAGGGUGACAGCUGCAUCAUCGGGGUCCAGAGCAGGAGCUGCCUCAGGAAUGCUCCCUCCAGGCAGUGAGGCCAGCACUGUACCCCCUGCUGCCAGUGGGGACUCAGACCCCAGUCCCAUGCUGAAACCGGGGGCCAAGAGCAACUGCAUCAUCGUCAGCGCUCGCCAGCGGGGGAACCCCAUCCUGAAAUUUGUGCGCAACGUUCCCUGGGAGUUUGGCGAGAUCAUCCCUGACUAUGUGCUGGGCCAGAGCACAUGUGCCCUCUUCCUGAGCCUGCGGUACCACAACCUGAACCCCAAAUACAUCCAUGAGCGGCUGCAGCUCCUGGGGAAGACGUACGCAGUGCAGGUGCUGCUGGUGCAGGUCGAUGUGAAGGACCCACACCAGUCACUGAAGGAACUGGCCAAGCUGUGCAUCCUGGCCGACUGCACCCUCAUCCUGGCCUGGAGCCCCGAAGAGGCCGGUCGCUACCUGGAAACGUACAAAGCCUACGAGCAGAAACCAGCUGACCUGCUCAAGGAGAAGGUGGAUCAGGACUUCCUGUCCAUAGUGACAGAUUGUCUGACCAGCGUGAAGUCAGUUAACAAGACGGACACACUGAGCCUUCUCUCAACGUUUGGGUCUCUGGCGAACAUUGCACAAGCAUCCAAGGAGGAUCUCUCCCUCUGCCCAGGCAUCGGGCCCCAGAAGGCCAAGAGGCUCUUUGACACCCUCCACGAGCCCUUUCUGAAGAUACCCAAAUGAGCGGAGCCACUCCCCUACAGCACUGCCAGCAGCACAGACAAGCAGGAAUGAACAACCCCCCUUUCCCAGCAGGCCACAUGUCCCUGCCAGCAUGCCGUAUGCUGUCUGCCAGGAAGCCAGGGCCUCGGGGGACACGUAGCAGCACCAGGAACCAAAGCCCAGCUGUUUCUGCGAGUCUGGACUUCGACAAUAAAGCUGCAGUUGGGCCUGGCCACCAAACAGCAUCUCAUGCGGGUUUGGCUCAUGGAGUCCUCCUGCCCAAGCUGUGUCUGCCUGCAGGGAGUGGGGGGCUCAUCAAACCUCCCUGCCAGGGGCCAGAUGAUGGGUAAAGCAGAAACUUGGACACAGCCCCACCUGGUAGCUGGACAGGAGUUUUUGGCAUCUAGGCUCCCCACGUCCUCCCGGGGAGGGGUGCUGGCUGGCUCAGGAAUCUCAGCCUGGGGAAGUAUGAGGGAGCUGUUCCAAUCCCCUCCACCCACUGCACUGACAGCAUGCGUUGUAGCCUGCAGCCUCAAGGGCAUGCACUGCAGGUGCAGGAAUCCAUGCCAACCUGGCACUCCCUGCGCAUAUGUGGAGGAGUCCCCUGCUGGGGACCCUCCCAGCCCCUUCCCUUGCCCCACUGCCACAUGGAAGGAGCAGCCAAUAGCUUCUAGUGCAGCCAGGGGAGAUUUGCUAGAGCAAGGACUCCAGGUCUCUGGGUUUAGAGCACUGCCUUGAUGCCAGGAGCUGGAGUGGGGGUGGGGAAAGCUGCUCACCUUUCUGUGUGUUACGGCCCCAGCAGGGAGCUGUCAGUUCCGUAGAGUAAGUGCUAUGGCCUCAGCUUUGAAACAGUCUGCAGGAGGAAACCUUAUAGGGGGUCUGACUCUUCCUCCAGGGCUAGCCCUGUGGCUUCACCAUCUCCUUAGACUGGGCUUCUGGGCCUUCAGCACCCCUGCUUCACCCCAUGAGCUCCCUUCAGCACGUCCCACUGAGGCAGACCCCUGAAGGAGACGUGCACAUUUUCCAAGGAUCAGUACACCUCUGCAAGCCACUCACAACGCUUUCAAACCAGGAGGGGUUAGUAGCCAUGUGGAACACAGCAUAGGAAGUCCUUAGGUUAGCAGAGAGAAGUGUAGGUUAGAGCAGUGGUUUUCAAACUGUGGGACCGGGUUGCGGAACGUAAAGCACCGGGUCAUGGUGGCUCUGGUCAGCACCACCAACGGGGCCAUUAAAAGUCCCCUCCGUGGUGCUGCCUGGAUAAGGCAGACUAGUCCCUGCCUGUUCUGACCCCACGCUGCGCCCCGGAAGCAACCAGCCGCAGGUCUGGCUUCUAGGCGGGGAGGGCCACAGGGCUCCAUAUGCUGCCUCCGCCCCGAGCACCGGCUCUGCACUCCCAUUGGCCAAUUUCCGGGCAAUGGGAGCUGCGGGGGAGGAGGGGGGUGUGCCUGCACCUCCGCCUAGGAGCUGGACCUGCUGCUGGCCACUUCCGGGGUGCAGUGCAGUCCGCAGUGCCAGGACAGGCAGGAAGCCUGCCUUAGCACCCCCGCUGUGCUGCUGACGGGGAGCCACCCGAGGUAAGCCCGCACCCCAAUCCCCUGCCCCAGCCAUGCCCCCCCCCAAACCCAGGGCCCCUUCCUGCACCCCAAACUCCUCAUCCCCGGCCCCACCCCAAAGCCCUCACCCCAACCCUCUGCUCCAGCCCUGAGCCCCUCCCAAACCCCUCAUCCCCAGCUCUGUUGGGUUAUGGGCAUCAACAAUUUUUUCUGGCAACCCAGUUGAAGAAAAAGUUUGAAAACCACUGGGUUGAAGCAUAGUCCAUAGGGGGGUAACCAGAGCCCCGCCAAGCUAUAGUGAAUCCCCUUGUUCAAGCUCUGUUGUCCCACACGCCCCAUCAGACUCCAGGUGUGCCCCUAAGAGCUUCCCACAGGCUCCACUUAGCCCCCACCUCGCCAAGCUGGGGAGUCUGUUUCUCUCUGGGUCCUUGGUUGCUAGGUGUCAGUGUCCAGGCCCCUGGAUCUGCUAUUGUCUGCUCAGAUGCUCCACCAAUAGGGUCUAUGCACCCAAUGCACCGCUACAGACUAGGGACCGAAUGGCUAGGCAGCAGUUCUGCGGAAAAGGACCUAGGGGUUACAGUGGAUGAGAAGCUGGAUAUGAGUCAGCAGUGUGCCCUUGUUGCCAAGAAGGCCAAUGGCAUUUUGGGAUGUAUAAGUAGGGGCAUAGCGAGCAGAUCGAGGGACGUGAUCGUCCCCCUCUAUUCGGCAUUGGUGAGGCCUCAUCUGGAGUACUGUGUCCAGUUUUGGGCCCCACACUACAAGAACGAUGUGGAUAAAUUGGAGAGAGUCCAGCGAAGGGCAACAAAAAUGAUUAGGGGUCUGGAACACAUGACUUAUGAGGAGAGCCUGAGGGAACUGGGAUUGUUUAGUCUGCAGAAGAGAAGAAUGAGGGGGGAUUUGAUAGCUGCUUUCAACUACCUGAAAGGGGGUUCCAAAGAAGAUGGAUCUAGACCGUUCUCAGUGGUAGCUGAUGACAGGACAAGGAGUAAUGGUCUCAAGUUGCAGUGGGGGAGGUUUAGGUUGGAUAUUAGGAGAAACUUUUUCACUAGGAGGGUGGUGAAACACUGGAAUGCAUUACCUAGGGAGGUGGUGGAAUCUCCUUCCUUAGAAGUUUUUAAGGUCAGGCUUGACAAAGCCCUGGCUGGGAUGAUUUAAUUGGGGAUUGGUCCUGCAUUGAGCAGGGGGUUGGACUAGAUACCUCCUGAGGUCCCUUCCAACCCUGAUAUUCUAUGAUUCUAUGUGGGCCUCAAUCAGCCUAACAACUGGUUACUAUUCACCCCUGUGGCUUACCCUGCCCUGGGAGCAAACAGUCCCUUUCCACCCAUGGGGGAAACUGAAGCACAAGCAGGCCUUCUAAAACUAUUACAAAAAAUCCCCAUUUUGUCUCAGGAGUCACUAACUCCAACCAUGGCCACUGCCAGACACCACGGUCCCCCACACACCAGGGAGCUGUUCAAGCUGCCAGACCUGAGAGAAGGGCAGUGGCUGGGGCAAGUCACAGGCAUCAUGGGAGCAGCGUAAGGCUCCAGGGACAGCUCCAGAACCAGGGCUGAAACAAGUGGAUGGUUGCAGGAGGGGACCUCUCAAUUCCAGCACACGGUACACUAUAACAGCAUCCCAGGUUUAACUCACAAAGUUACACCGACGGAGCGGUAGGGUUUAAAUGAGGCAAGUUAAAUAAAAUACCUCCUGUUAGCUUGG